CUCUCUGAAGGAUUCGCGUGAUGGACGAAAUUCGCGAAGUCCUUGGCGCCCCCGAGUGGUACCUCGCCGCCGAUCUGCAGACGGUGAGCGAAUCGGAGGACCAGAAAUGUGCCACUUUCGUCGUCAAUUUCAUGGGACCUCAAGCCCACCAGCUGGAGCAGGAUUUCUCUCGCGUCCUGGCCGGCGGGAUCCUCGACCAUCCUACGAUCAGCAUCCGCGGCGUGUAUCCCGACCCAAGAGGAAGAAGAGGUCCCCUACCGCACGUGUGGAGGGUUGGAGGAGGAGGACGUGUUCGGGAUGAGGAAUCGUGGUGGAACGUCCUCACAGGGAACAACAAACCGGGCGCAGCUGUCUCGAGGGGCACCUCCUUCAGCGCCUCCGUCGGUACCUUGGUCGCGUCGUCGGCUCUCGUCGUCCUGGUCGUGGGGAGGCAACUGUAGAAAGAGAAGAGAGGAAGAUGUAUUUUGAUUUUGAUUUUUUUUUGUGUGUGUGUGUG
This is a messenger RNA of Penaeus vannamei (Pacific white shrimp), 496 nucleotides long. The record is from RefSeq and is a predicted model, not a curated record. Lineage: Eukaryota; Metazoa; Arthropoda; Malacostraca; Decapoda; Penaeidae.